Microthlaspi erraticum is the source of this 426-nucleotide messenger RNA. Lineage: Eukaryota; Viridiplantae; Streptophyta; Magnoliopsida; Brassicales; Brassicaceae. The record is from the annotation of a GenBank genome assembly.
AUGUUCUCACCCCUUAGGACUGUGGUGAGCUCUGGGUUGGGCAGGAGAAGCUUGGAGGGCCAGCCAAUGGAUGGUGAACUUGAAUUGGAACUCCCAUCCAACUCCUUGUGCUCAAUGAGGAGGUUGGUCUUGCAAAACUUGAUGUCCAUCCAACCUGGUUCAGUAGACUCUCCUUCAGUUGGACUCCAGCUGCACAAAGAUAGGUUGGAGCUGGUCAAGGAAGGCAUGAAUUCCCUGUGUGCCCUAUCUCCCCUGAUCUUCUUGCCCAUCCUUGUGCGUGAGAUGAUGGGCUUGAUUCCCAUGUCAAGGAGCUUCACUUCUCCCUCAUUGAUUGUCCAGUGCCUUCCUUGCAAAGAAGGUGUUGGCAAGUGCCUUGUGCACAUAUCUCAAGACUGGGCUCCUGAUCUGAGCAGCCUUGGACCUUGA